AUGGCUCGCAUGACCUUCUCCGUGUUGAUGAUGGUGUCGAUGUGUCUUUUCAUCCAGCAGGCUAUGGCAGCCGCCCCAGCGAUGCGGCCGCCUCACAACCGCAAGCUGUUGCAGCUGGCAAGCUGGAGCAGCAACAUCAACAGCAACAGCCAGCAAAUCGCGGCGGCGCAAGUCGCCAGGGUCAUCACCCAGCAGCAGAUCGCCCGCGCCGUUGACGACGACGACCCCAACACGCAGUUUGCCGCGACCAGCGCCGCCACCACUGUGGGCCAAAUCGGGACCACGCUGGUCGCCACGGACCCGUGUGCGCUCGCCUGGACAGCGGCAUGCGGGCUGCAGCGAGCCGGGCGCCGCCACUGA
Monoraphidium neglectum is the source of this 360-nucleotide messenger RNA. RefSeq lists its product as hypothetical. The transcript is spliced from 2 exons. The record is from RefSeq and is a predicted model, not a curated record. Lineage: Eukaryota; Viridiplantae; Chlorophyta; Chlorophyceae; Sphaeropleales; Selenastraceae. The coding region runs from base 1 to 360 and encodes 119 amino acids.